Messenger RNA from Iphiclides podalirius (scarce swallowtail), 849 nucleotides. The record is from the annotation of a GenBank genome assembly. Lineage: Eukaryota; Metazoa; Arthropoda; Insecta; Lepidoptera; Papilionidae.
AUGUCCGUUCUUCUAGUUUUUGGGCUUUUUAUAGUUAUAGCUACGGCACACAACAUUACGUUUCUUGAAGUACCUCAAUAUGGAGAUCCCCGGUGGAGCGCUGACCUCGUAUGUCACUAUGUUAAUGAGAAAGGGGAUCCGCCGUUGCACUCCGUUAAAUGGUAUCGAGACAACAAUGAGAUUUUUCGCUACACGCCGGAGCAGCAACCUCCAACCAGGACAUUUAAUACGUCGGCUGGAGGUGUGUCCAGAGGCGCUUGCAACUCGCACAGCUGUUCAAUCAGUGUCAUUCUACCAAAAAGAUACAACACUCGGAUAUCUUUUACGUGUGAAGUAUCUACUGAGGGACCACGGUUUGCCGUGGUCAAUCAAACGAAAUAUUUAACCGUGGCCGUAACCUUAAAGGAGGAUCCGGUUAUAACUGGAGCAUUAGGAAGUGUGCAGUUUGGGGAAGAUGUACUACUUAAUUGUUCUGCUUCGCCCGCUAUGCCCCCCGCUAAUAUAGUGUGGUAUGUUGAUGGAAAAACAGAAAAGAGCGAACCGUGGAUGAUCGACAACACAGAAACUUCAGGUUCCGACGAGUAUGGGCUUCAAUCGAGUUGGAGGCCGAUGAGAUUGCGGGUAAACAUUCCGGAAGGAGAAAUUGCAAUAAGAUGCGAAGCAGUACAGCCUACAAGGCCCCCUUACGUUAGAUCCACAAAUUUCAGCCUGGUAGUAGCACGUUCGCCCCAUCUAUCGAUGUUCACCGCUUUAGGUUCCAGUUCAUCAGGGGUGGAAGCGGCAAUUCUUAUGAUUAUUUUGAGUACUAUAAUAUGUACAUUUUCGAAAUACAGUGCCUUGUAUAAAGUC